UAUUAUUCUGACGUUUGUCACUGUCUAAAACAGUAUUUUCUAAAUGUUUAGUAUUUAGUUAAUUAUUGCAAAACAAAAGUAUUAUUUCUAUAAUAUUAUACACAGACGACAGAUGUAUUGACAUAACAAGAUGAAGAGCUGUUGGUUGAUAAAAUUCGUAUUUCUAUUUUUAAUUCCGUUCUCGGUUUGUCAAAGGAUAAAUGAUGGAAUAAUAUUUCACUACAAUAACACAUACAAAUAUAAUGUUCCGUACACAAUAGAAGUCAGUAAAAAUACAGAAUUUAUUAUGGAAUUCGGUGGCGAUGUGGAAGCCUACGACACGCCAGCCAGAGUGACGGUGGCGAGUGACUUCGCCAACCGUACAUACCCGCUGUUCAUAACGGCGAGACAGCAGAAAGGUGUAUUCUCCUGGCAGCUGCCCAUGCUGGUGCAGACGCCGGACACGCUGGAACAGUUCACCAACAUAUCCAGGACACUGUGCCCUCAUAACAACAUCUUCUCAGAGGAUCAGGACACAUGUGUAAAUGGAAACCGGAUUAGGGUCUACUGUGGCCCUUUGAUACAAAUAACAAAUUUGAACACGCCAAUAGUUCACCUGACCUCGUCGUCUCCCGAUCCAAUAAAGGUGACGAUUGUGGUGCAGACUGUAGAGAAUUUUUACAUAAAAAUGAACACGGUAGUCAACAUGACGAGCACGCCGAGUCAGCCCAAGUACUACUUCUACCCUUUCGACCAGGGACCCAACAAAGUCGUGGAUCUGGACUCACAGAGCAUUAAAAAGAAGUUCAUUUGUAAUAAGGAGUUGGAUACGAACGAGAAGGUCACCCUGGACAGGUACAUGCUGAGGAGGAACCUGAGGGCCGACUACGGCUGGCUGUCGAAGCCGAAGAGUGUCAUCGUAAUGAUAGAAUCGGAUGAUGACAUCUGCGCCGUCGUGUCGAUACAAAAUUUCUCGUGCCCCGUGUUCGACAACGAGCGGGACAUCCUGUACGACGGCUACUACCUGACCAUGACGCGGCGCGGCGGGAUCACGCUCACGCAAGACACAUUCCCGCUGGGCUUCUACAUCGUGUUCAUAGUGAAGACAUCGGACGACGACUGCACCGGCUCCGUCGCCUCGAACGACACCUUGCCGAAAAUGGCGCAGUACUUCGGCUGGGAGGACAACGUCAGCGUCGACACUAACGACGGAAGAGUCAAGAGGUUUAGUUUCAAAAUAAUCCAGACGAUAUCGUACCAGGAGUACUUCAUAGCGGCCGGCGCGGCGCUCGGCUUCUUCCUGUCCUUCUACGUGCUGUUCGUCGUGGCCGUGCUGUGCCAGCGGUACCGCCCGCGCGACCGCCAAGAGCGGCUGAUCGCGCCCCCCGGCCCGCGCGAGGGCGGCGACGCGCGCGUGCGCAGGCGGCGAGCGGUCAACGACUCGAGCGGCGGCUCCGCGCGCGCGGCCCGCCAGCCCGGGGAUGGCAGCUCGUCGUCGGACACGGACACGGACCUGUCGGCCGCCGACCGGCACGUGGACCUCCAGGGGAAGCUGUGCGUCGCCAAUCUGUCCAGGUGCCGGCCGCGCGUGCUGUCGGCGCGCUCGCGGCUGUACCUGUGGAACGUGCUGACGGUGGCCGUGUUCUACACGCUGCCCGUCAUACAGCUCGUCGUCACCUACCAGCGGCUGCUCAACCAGUCGGGCAACCAGGACCUGUGCUACUUCAACUUCCUAUGCGCGCACCCGCUGCUGGCGCUGUCAGACUUCAACCACGUGUACUCUAACCUGGGCUACGUGCUGCUCGGGACGCUGUUCGUGGCGCAGGUGUGGCGCCGGCAGCGCGCGCACGAACGCCGCACGCAGCAGCAGAAGGAGCUCGGCAUCCCGCAACACUUCGGGCUGCUGUACGCGAUGGGCAUCGCGCUGGUGAGCGAGGGGCUGCUGUCGGCCGCCUACCACGUGUGUCCGAACAGCAUGAACUUCCAGUUCGACACGUCGUUCAUGUACGUGACGUCGGUGCUGUGCAUGGUGCGGCUGUACCAGGCGAGGCACGCCGACGUGAACGCGCGCGCACACGCCACGUUCGGCGUGCUCGCCCUCAUCAUAUUCAUCGGGCUCGUCGGUGUCCUGAACGCAAACUUCUACUUCUGGGUGGCGUUCACCGGCCUGCACCUCGUCACGUGCCUCGUGAUGACCUUCCAGAUCUACUACCUGGGCAGGUUCCGACUGGGCGGCGACGUGGUGUGGCGCGCGGCGCGCUCGCUGUCGGCGCGGCCGCUGGCGGCGGUCACCCCCGCGCGCGCCGGCCGCUGCGUGCUGCUGCUGCUCGCCAACCUCGCCAACUGGGCGCUCGCCGCCUACGGGUUGUCGCAGCACAGUCGCGACUUCGCGUCCCACCUGCUGCUGGUGCUCAUGAGCAACCUGUUCCUGUACACGCUGUUCUACAUCGUCAUGAAGCUGUUGCACCGGGAGACCAUCGCCUGGUACAGCUGGGUGUUCAUCGCGCUGACGUACUCCGUGUGGUUCGGCUCCAGCUACUUCUACCUGGACCUGAACACCAACUGGGCGCUGAGCCCGGCGCAGUCGCGGCAGAGCAACCGCGUGUGCUCGCUGCUGCAGCUCUACGACUCGCACGACGCCUGGCACUUCCUGUCCGCCACCGCCAUGUUCUUCUCCUUCAACAUGUACCUCACCAUCGACGACAACCUGCGCGACACGCCGCGCACCGACAUCAUGGUGUUCUAGCCCCGCGGCCGGAACCCCUUACUCUGCCAUCCGACGAUCACGACGCCUUCUGGACGCACCGACCGACCCGUCGUGCGAAUGCUUGCGUAU
This is a messenger RNA of Vanessa tameamea, 2815 nucleotides long. RefSeq names its product SID1 transmembrane family member 1. The record is from RefSeq and is a predicted model, not a curated record. Gene Ontology annotation, biological process: RNA transport. Lineage: Eukaryota; Metazoa; Arthropoda; Insecta; Lepidoptera; Nymphalidae. The transcript is spliced from 19 exons. The coding region runs from base 131 to 2725 and encodes 864 amino acids. Gene Ontology annotation, molecular function: double-stranded RNA binding; RNA transmembrane transporter activity. Gene Ontology annotation, cellular component: plasma membrane; lysosome.